Helianthus annuus (common sunflower) is the source of this 1600-nucleotide messenger RNA. Its product is annotated as MLO-like protein 1. Gene Ontology annotation, cellular component: membrane. The record is from RefSeq and is a predicted model, not a curated record. Lineage: Eukaryota; Viridiplantae; Streptophyta; Magnoliopsida; Asterales; Asteraceae. Bases 123 to 1397 code for a protein of 424 amino acids. The transcript has 13 exons. Gene Ontology annotation, biological process: defense response.
CUGCCGCCGCUUUUGCGUUGAAAACCAAUAACACGCUGAUGCAAAACUUUUGCACCAAUUAGACACUGGUGCAAACGAUUAGACCCACAACAAUAACACGUGCCCAUAUAGUUUGGAAGUUGAUGCUGUUGGGGUUCAUAUCACUGUUAUUAUCUGUUUGUCAAUCUAGAAUUGUCACGAUUUGUGUGGACGAGGAUAUUAUGAAACACUUUCUUCCUUGCGCAUUGAACGAGAAAAAUCACCCAAGUUUUUUUCGCCAUUUGCUAGAAGACAAAGAAACAUCAUCCGGUGUUUGUGCUCAAAAGAAUCAGGUGCCACUGAUAUCCACCGAGGCAUUGCAUCAUCUACACAUCUUUAUUUUUGUACUUGCUAUUGUGCAUGUGACAUUUUCUGUUCUCACUGUUAUAUUUGGAGGGGCUAAGAUAAGGCAAUGGAAGAAAUGGGAAACGUCUAUCAAAGAAGAAUAUUCUGAAACCCCAAAAGCUGGCAAGGAGUUCACAAAUGUUAGAGAUCAUGAUUUCAUCAUGAAACGCUUUAUGGGUCUUGGCAAACGUAAGGAGGCUUUAGGUUGGCUGAAAUCUUUCUUCAAGCAAUUCUAUGGAUCAGUGACCGAACCAGAUUACAAUGCUCUACGACUGGGAUUUAUCAUGACGCAUUGCAGGGGAAACCGGAAAUUCAAUUUUCACAAAUACAUGAUGCGGGCCCUCGAAGACGAUUUUAGGAAGGUUGUUGGUAUCAGUUGGUAUCUAUGGAUAUUUGUGAUCAUAUUCUUGUUGCUGAAUAUUGACGGCUGGCAUACAUAUUUUUGGAUAGCUUUUAUUCCCUUCAUGUUGUUACUUGCUGUUGGAACCAAACUAGAACAUGUAAUCAUACAGUUGGCUCAUGAGGUUGCUGAGAGACAUGUAGCCAUAGAAGGGGAACUGGUAGUGAAACCUUCAGAUGAACACUUUUGGUUUCAUCGACCAAAGAUCGUUCGUCAUUUUAUACAUUUUAUCCUUUUCCAAAAUGCGUUUGAGAUUGCAUUCUUUUUCUGGAUACUCGUUCAAUUUGGCCCCCAUUCAUGCAUAAUGGGGAAAUUGAUUUACAUUAUCCCAAGACUCAUUAUCGGGGCAUUUGUUCAAAUUCUAUGCAGUUACAGUACUCUACCACUUUACGCGCUUGUCACACAGAUGGGAAGUAAUUUCAAGAAGUCGAUGUUUGAUGAGCAUGUACAAGCAGGUCUUAUUAGUUGGGCCCAGAAAGCCAAGAAAAAGAAGCCUGUAACUGGCACCACCAUCUUUUCACGCUCAGUUGGAUCAUCUGGUGAUGCUGGUGGUCAACGUGACAGUCGUGGUGAUGCCGAGCUGAAAGGCAUUCAUAUUGCUUCAGAUUCACAAUCGCGUACAACAAAUACAUGAACUUUAGUAUCAUAUUCCGCCGUGAAAUGGUCAAUAUGAGACUGUAACAUGAUGUGUCUCACUGAGCACCCCCCGUAGAUAACAUAACAUCCUAAUCAGUGAUAGAUAACCGAAUCAUAUGGACACAUGACACAAAUGGUUAUAAGUUGGUAUAUCAUUGUUAAUAUUUGUGAUGAUGUUUAGAACAGUUUGUAACAUUAUAC